UCUCUUUAAUGCAUUGGUUUCUAUGGUGGUGCUCUCUGCUGCCAUAGUCCGUUAAGGUCAAUUCAGUGGCCAGUCGGUGUAACUGCAAGUAAAUGUCCUCUGAAUCCAAGAUGGCUGAUAAACAGCCACCCCUGCUGACCACUGUUGGCAUGUCCUGUCAAUCCUUCUAUACUGGAAGAGCUGAAAGACUGAUGUGGAGAGCAAUAAGGUACCUCACUAUCUGCGAGCAGUUCCUGGCUUUGAGCAGCUGUUUGACUGUGUACGGCUACGACAUCCUGACGCGGCUGGAGCAGCGUAAGGCCAGGAUCACGUCUACCUUCAGAUCCCACCAAGAAGGUGACGAAAGAGUUCGCCGGUAUCACUUCCGACACAGCCGCCUGGUGAGUGAUUAUGUCAACUGCUCUCCUCAUCCAGGACCUUCUGGACACCUUCGGCAGGAAAGCGAUGACCUGGCCAUACCCAUGUUAGAUGCUCCCGCCAUCCAGGAGAUCUGGUGUACACAGAGUCCUUCCACCUCUUCCAGUUCAUUCCAGAAACACAAAGUGCUAACCAGCUCGAGGUUCGUGGCUCAGACGGGAAUCCAGCUCUUUGAGCUGAACCAGAGGACUCUGCCCCAGUGGUUCACCAGACAUCAGAGAGGUGGAGGGAGCAGGAUGGGAAUCAUCUCUCCUCCACCCGUGUCCGUCCAGCCUCUCUCUCCGAUACAUUAUAUUAAAUAUAAUGUCCUGAUCAUCACAGAAUAUUUUCUAUUUUUAUAAUUGUAUAAAAUAGUUUGAAGUUUAUUUAUCCAAUAUCUCUCUUUAUAUUGCUUUCGAGACCAUGUCCUACAUC
Larimichthys crocea (large yellow croaker) is the source of this 831-nucleotide messenger RNA. RefSeq lists its product as uncharacterized. NCBI's taxonomy places the organism in Eukaryota, Metazoa, Chordata, Actinopteri, Sciaenidae. The coding region runs from base 93 to 758 and encodes 221 amino acids. The transcript is spliced from 4 exons. The record is from RefSeq and is a predicted model, not a curated record.